AUCAAGAAAAAACUGGCCUUUUAUCCACAGACUGUCGUUGCAGGAUUCCCUUUAUAGUAACAAAUUGGAGUAAACAUAAGUUUAUAAUAAUAUACAUUAUUGCUUUUAUAUUUGCACAGUAAAGUGAAUUAGCAGUCAUUAUCGCAACGCCAAUGUCCGCAAUAUUACUGUAACAAAGGGCAGCUUGGAUGCAAUAUUGGCAGACUAAUAUUUCAGGCGCCUUGUAUUAAAUAAAUCAGUGAUUUUCAUUAGUAUAUUUGCCCAUUUGUGUAGUCUCAUAUCCCCACACUAGAUAUGAAUCUUAGUUGCCAAGAUCAGAACACUUUGGUAUUUCUGUGACAUUGUGCCUUUCGCUGUAAUGGAGAGGAAUGAGAGAAAUGUGGGAUAAUUGUUCUAUAUUCAGCAAUAUUUGCUUUUGUUUUCCUGAUAUCAUGCCGCCCUGUUCCUGAGCAGGAGAUGUCGGCCUUGUGUGGGACUAGCAACGGCUCUUCAGAUGUGUGUCAAGAUGCCGCAGAGAAACAAGAGAAGGAGCAUCCCCGUGUUCUUAUUCCCGAGUUAUGCCGGCUCUUCUACCAGCUUGGAUGGGUGACAGGGACUGGUGGUGGGAUCAGUUUGAGACGAGGUGACCAGAUCUACAUUGCACCAUCAGGCGUUCAGAAGGAGAGAAUACAGCCAGAAGAUAUGUUUGUGUGUGAUGCAGAAGAGAGAGAUAUCAGUUGUCCUCCUGCUUGGAAGAAGUUGAAGAAAAGCCAGUGUACGCCACUUUUUAUGAACGCCUACACCAUGAGAGGGGCACAGGCAGUUAUACACACCCACUCCAAGGCUGCUGUCAUGACAACGCUGCUGUAUCCUGGCAAAGAAUUCAGGAUAACACACCAAGAGAUGAUAAAGGGGAUUCGUAAGGGCACCUCAGGCACAAACUAUCGGUAUGAUGACAUGCUGGUAGUUCCUAUUAUUGAAAACACACCAGAGGAGAAGGACUUGAAAGACAGGAUGGCCCGAGCGAUGGAAGAAUACCCGGACUCAUGCGCAGUUCUUGUUCGCCGGCAUGGUGUUUAUGUUUGGGGAGAGUCUUGGGAAAAAGCAAAAACAAUGUGUGAAUGCUAUGAUUACCUGUUUGAUAUUGCUGUCCAGAUGAAGCAGUGCGGUUUGGACCCCUCAGCCCUUCCAGUGGAAGAAAAGGGAAUAGUGUGACAUUUACUGGUGCUUAUUUUUGAGACAUUUGUUACAGAAAGGUUAGCCGAGUUCAAUCAGGGGAGCAGAUUGUAAUCAUUUGCCUUUCACGGCAGUCCGCCUCAAAAUGGAUGAAAUGUGAUGGCGAGGGCAAAUUCGGGGUUGAAGAUCGAAUGCCUGCAAUCUGGAGGUAGCUGCAGGUACACUGUAAAGCACUGUGGGACAACUCACAAGAGAGUAGCUGUCAAACCAAUGUCCUCAGGUUCAAAUGCCUUUCUGUUCAAGCUUGGCUGCACUGAAAUCAAGGAAUUUCUGUAUGUCAGAGAGAACUAGAGCACAGAUCUCACUUAAUCUGUAAUACUUUUAACUUCUUUUGCCUCAGCGAAUAAAACAUGAGAUGUCAGUUGUGACUUGAUGAUUUUUUUUUUUUGUUUACUUAUCUGUCCCUUUCAUUUUUGUGAGCCACAUUUCAUAUUGAACAACUCAUUUACAAAUGAGACAAAACUUUGACUGGUGGAAUAAAAAUCACAGUGUACA
Poecilia latipinna (sailfin molly) is the source of this 1710-nucleotide messenger RNA. RefSeq names its product APAF1 interacting protein (gene apip). The transcript is spliced from 8 exons. Gene Ontology annotation, cellular component: cytoplasm. Bases 457 to 1194 code for a protein of 245 amino acids. Gene Ontology annotation, molecular function: metal ion binding; methylthioribulose 1-phosphate dehydratase activity. Lineage: Eukaryota; Metazoa; Chordata; Actinopteri; Cyprinodontiformes; Poeciliidae. The record is from RefSeq and is a predicted model, not a curated record.